Molecule: messenger RNA, 3698 nt
Organism: Protopterus annectens (West African lungfish)
Lineage: Eukaryota; Metazoa; Chordata; Ceratodontiformes; Protopteridae
Gene: GTF2IRD1
Product: GTF2I repeat domain containing 1
Cellular component (GO): nucleus
Molecular function (GO): DNA-binding transcription factor activity
Source: RefSeq, a predicted model, not a curated record
GGGGCGAAUGACUGGCAAUUUUACUGCAUCUGGGAUUAUAGAACAAAGAGCGGCUCCCGGACCUUUCCCUCCCCCAUUCCGUUGGGGCAUUUCGCACAACGGCACCGAGAGCAGUUUUCAGUAAAAUACUCCUGUAUGUCACUAUCGAGUAGAUCCGGCAUCUGGCACGUUGAAUUAUUCCGUUUUGUCCCCAUUUACCUCUGCUAAAACCCCAGGGCUCGGGACCCCACCACCUUACAAAGAGUUAGGUAUUUCAACUCGACGGCGACCAGUCAAAGAGCUGCCCGUUGCUGGGUGCGUCUAGCAUCUUCAUUCGAGGGGAGACUGUCCCUCUGGUGAUGAUGGCUCAUACUGUGAAACAGUGCAAUGGGAUUCGCAAUAACACAAAAGUGGAGCAACGAGCCCCGCCAUUCUCUGGGAAGGAUGACCUCAUCUCCAGUUUAGUGUCUGCCUUGGACUCAAUGUUUUCAGCACUUUUUCAGUUAAAUGCUGAGGUGGCCUGCAUUGCUUUACAUGAAGAAACGAUCUUUAUGCUGGGUACGGAGAAGGGGAGAAGCUUUCUCAAGAAAAGGCAAGAACUCCAAACAGACUUUCAGAAAUUUUGCUACUCAACUGUAACUGUGAAUCCUGGUGCUGUCAACUGUCAUUUACCCUCCACAACACAAGGGGGAGCUCAAAAUGGCUGCUGGAACCAUCUGAAUGAGCUGCGGAGUCACGUGACUACACAAGAGGAAACUGAAGGGCAGAAUGGAGUCGGGAGGAGUUUUUCUGAUGGCGGUGGGUCUCAAGGUGCUGACUACGACCUUAUUUCCUGUGCACAACGUUCUGUUUCAUCUGACAAGGAUGUUGCUGGCAUUGAACUUUCAGGUCCCUCUGUGAAGCAGCAGGGAGCAGCCCAGGAAAGUGAAGACAUUAAAACUCAGAAGGAUUGUGGAAGAUGUGAACAAAAAUCCUCUCCAGAACCAGUGUCAGAUGUGUACUUGCUCAGAAAGAUGGUGGAGGAAGUGUUUGAUAUGUUAUAUAAUGAAGCAGCGGGGAACAGCAUACCUGUGCCAGUGCCUUAUGACAAGCUGUUGAUGGAGCCAGACUCUUUCCAGGUGCAUGGCUUGCCAGAGGGAGUAACUUUUUGCAGACCUGCAGAGUAUGAUGCCAAAACCUUAAUGAAGAUUCUAGAGCAAAAUCACUGGAUUCGCUUCAUUAUGAAAAGAUCCACAGAUGAACCCCUUCGAGAACUUAAUUGUAUUGGCAGUUUGAAUUGUGUGUCUUCAGCUGGCAAAACCAGUCGAAGUCUUCCAUUACAGAACAAUCAAGUUGUUGAGAAAGCUCAUUCCCCUCCUACCACUCACAUGACCACAUGCCUUUAUAACUUGCCAGUGACUACACCAGGUUCUGUGGAGCCAAAACAGGAAGUGCCAGUGAACGUUCAUUCAGCAGCAGAGAACAGUGAAGCUCAGAACUCGAGGCCUUCAACUCAUCAGAAGCCGUCUGAUGUGGAAGACUACAGAGAUUCUGGCCACAGUCCAUCAGUUUCUGGCAAUCAUGGUCCUCUCAUUCAGAAUGUCCAUGUGUCCAAGCGCCUUCUGUUCUCCAUCGUUCAUGAUAAAACAGAUAAAUGGGACACAUUUAUCAAAGAGACUGAAGACAUCAACACUUUACGAGAGUGUGUACAGAUUCUGUUUAAUAGCCGAUAUGCUGAAGCCCUUGGUUUAGACCACAUGGUGCCAGUUCCAUACAGAAAGAUUGCUUGUGACCCAGAGGCAGUGGAAAUCCAUGGAAUUCCAGAUAAUAUUCUUUUCAAACGACCAUGCACUUAUGGUGUGCCAAAGUUAAAACGUAUCAUGGAAGAGAGACACAAUAUAAGUUUUGUCAUUAAAGUAGUAAAGUUGGAAAGGAAACAGGGACGCAAGAACACAGCUCUCAUCUGGAAGAUCUGCCUUUGGAACCAAAUGAAGUGCUCCCCUUAGAUUCCUCAGCCACCCUUCAGGUUAGCAGGUCUCAGAAGAACAGUCCUUUGAGAGAGGGUGACCCAGGUACCUCUGUAGAGCUGAACUGUGCCAGACAAAUUAAGACAGAACCUGAUGAAGCAGACAUUAUUCAAGUCACCAUCCCUGAUCCAUCAGGCAGUAAGUUAGAGGAUGCAAAGGAACCUGUUCCAAACUACGCAGAGCAGAUAUCCACAGAAAGUGCAGAAUAUCUACAAGAAACUUCAGCAGGCUCUGAUGGGAUACUUGAGGAAGAUGGCAGAUUGGAUGAAAAACAGCUUGAAGAGUCCCUCAUCGAUACCUUGUGUUGCCUGAGAGAGCAGGUGGAUAGGCUGUUCAGUGUGAAGUAUGCUAAUGCUAUGGGUUUCCACCAGCCUGUAAAAGUGCCAUACUCCAAGUUUCUAAUGUACCCUGAAGAUCUUCAGGUGAAGGGCCUACCAGAAGGAGUUUCUUUCCGAAGACCCAGGUGCUUUGGGAUUGCUAAGCUGCGUCGGAUAUUAGACGUCAGCAAUCAGAUUCAAUUUUUCAUUAAAAGGCCAGAACUGCUAACAGAAGGACCAAAAGAAUCUGUCCCUGAGAAUGUUGGACCUGGAGUGACCCAUGAAAGCAGUUGUCAUGAUCUUAUUGUAGAAGACCCUAAGAAACGACAAGGUAGUUAUCAAGAUAACUUUGAUCCCAAGCUUUCUCGAUUUGACAUUGCCAAUACAUUGAGAGAGCAAGUUCAAGAUCUUUUCAACAGGAAAUAUGGUGAGGCACUUGGUAUCAAAUAUCCAGUACAAGUCCCCUAUAAACGGAUAAAAAGCAACCCUGGGUCUGUCAUCAUUGAAGGGUUACCACCAGGAAUUCCAUUCCGAAAACCAUGUACCUUUGGCUCACAGAACUUGGAGAGAAUACUAGCUGUAGCAGAUCGAAUUAAGUUUACUGUUAACCGACCUUUCCAAGGACUUAUUCCUAAACCUGCACCCAGACGAAUAACAUCGUUGGAAAAAGCAUAUGCAGCUUUGCAUGAAGAUGAAGAGUCAAACCGACUUGGAGAGAAGGUGAUCCUCCGUGAGCAAGUCAAAGAACUUUUCAAUGAAAAAUACGGUGAAGCACUGAAUUUAAAUAGGCCAGCAUUAGUACCAUACAGACUCAUCCGGGAUAAUCCAGACUCCAUUGAAGUAACUGGCCUGCCAGAGGAUGUUCCGUUUAGAAAUCCAAACACCUAUGACAUCGGUCGACUAGAAAAAGUACUGCAGGCCCGCGAUCAGCUCAGAAUAACAAUAAAAAGUCCUUUGCAGGCCUUUUCAGAAAUCAGCAGUGAAUCAACUAAAACAACAAAUGACUUUAUUCAGAGGCGAAAACGGAAACGUGUCUCAGAAGACAGUGAUGUCCAGCCUUCUUCCUCUUCCACUACCUCCUCCUCAUCUUGUUUGCCUCCAAAUAUGGAUUCCAAUUCAGCUGUCAGCCAGAUCCCUGUACUGCAGUGGCCAAUGUACAUGCUAGACUAUGGAGGCGUGAACAUGCCGAUCUCCAGGCCUGUGAAUUAUUAGAAUGGCGAGUGAGAACACAUAGCGGAAAUGUUCUACCACAUACCACACUGUAAUUUUUGUACUAUAGACCUGUAAAUUCAAAAUGUCGGACUGCCUUGUAGCGUUUUCAAAGAAGUUUACAUUGCAUUCAUGCCAUAAAGGCCUUUUUAAAUAAAAUAAAAGUGCUUUGCCUUGUUCUAAUCUA